Molecule: messenger RNA, 607 nt
Organism: Cephus cinctus (wheat stem sawfly)
Lineage: Eukaryota; Metazoa; Arthropoda; Insecta; Hymenoptera; Cephidae
Exons: 2
Coding region: 33-581 (182 amino acids)
Source: RefSeq, a predicted model, not a curated record
AAUUAUGCUUGCAGGUGGUCGUCGUUCUAUCCAUGGAAAAACAGAAGAAUGGUAUUUAUUUUAUAAAAUUUUUGGACCAGGCUAAACCUCGCAACGUCAUUUCUAAAUUAUUUUUGACUCUUAAAAUUACAAACAAAACUUCAUAUAACGCUAUUGUAGUCGCAGAAUUCGGUCGUUGUUACGUAGGGUUUGCUAGGGCGAUCAACAUUAUGGAAAAACUUCCUCAUCAUUGCCAAGACAAUGGGGUAUUUUUUCGGAAACAGGAUUACAUGGAUCUUGACAUGAUGAGUGAUGGUUUGCGAACAACUUUUAAAUUUAACAAGAUUCCAGACUUUUACACGAUUGACGAUCAGGAAUAUUAUGCGGCAGAGAUUAAAGUGGCCGGCCUGAAAGUUGGUACGGCUGCUCUAGCGACCGAGGACAUACUCAACGUGAAGAUGCAGGAAGUAGAAGGUGGUCAACGAAUACGAAAUUUCAAUUUCGAAAUUCCACCCGAGGCGAACGCGCGAAAAGUAUCUGUAGAAGUAUUCAAUGGCGACACGAUCUUCGUUCGCGCCCCACUAAAGGGGAAGUACGUAUGACCGUGAUGGCAUUCCGUGUAGUCAGU